This is a messenger RNA of Penicillium subrubescens, 453 nucleotides long. RefSeq lists its product as uncharacterized. NCBI's taxonomy places the organism in Eukaryota, Fungi, Ascomycota, Eurotiomycetes, Eurotiales, Aspergillaceae. The record is from RefSeq and is a predicted model, not a curated record. Bases 1 to 453 code for a protein of 150 amino acids. The transcript is spliced from 3 exons.
AUGAUUGUUAUGAGUCGAGCCCCUGAGGCGAGUGGUCAGGGGCGCGCGACCGAAAGCCACGACGAAGUGUUCGACGCUCCCAGAGAAUUCUUGCGUGUUCGAGGGCUCAUUUCCGACAAGCUGCCACCUACAGCAGCCUCUCCAGAGGAACGAAGAUAUGCGAGAAGUUUAUGCCGUCUCGUAGAAAGGAAAGGGUACACAGGUGAUCUCCGGCUUCAUCGUGUCUUCGAGCUCUGGGUUUAUUGUGGUUGUCACCCAGCCGCAUGGCAUAGAAAUCCGGAUGAGGAUGAAGAUUUGUGGAAUGAAUACAAGGCGUCGGAGCUGUUCCAUUAUAUGGUCGGGCCUAUAGAUGCAAACCAACAGCGGAUAGACACUUCCGCAUUCCGAUCAUUGCCGUCUUGGAUCCAUAGAUAUCCUGGAUCGCAGAUCACUGCCAUGGAGGAUCGUAUUUGA